AUUGACUAAGGUUGCUCACUUCUUACCUGUAUCGAUGACCAUGUCGAUGGAGAAGUUAGCCGAGAUUUAUACCCGUGGGAUCGUUCGACCCUACGGAAUGCCCGUUCAUAUUGUGUCAGAUCGAGAUCCUAGAUUCACUAGCAGAUUCUGGGAGAGUUUAGACGAAACGAUGGGCACGCAGUUAAAGUUCAGUUCGGCUUAUCAUAUAGAGAAAAACGGUCAGACAGAAAGGACUAUUCAGACGCUCGAGGAUAUGCUCAGAGCGUUAGUUCUAGACAGAGGUGCUAAGUGGGAGUCAAUUUUAUCGUUAGUUGAGUUCGCCUAUAACAACAGUUAUCAGGCGUCGAUCCAGAUGGCUCCUUUCGAGGCACUUUAUGGACAUAAAUGCCGCUCGCUCCUGUAUUGGGACGAUGUUGGCGAACGUCAAGUACUCGGUCCGAAGAUGGUCGAGGAGACAACUGAGCAAGUUGAGCUUAUCAAACAAAGACUUAGAACAGCACAGAGUCGGCAGAAGUCAUCGGUCGACAAGCACAGACAUGAUAUCCAGUUCGAAGUCGGAGAACGAGCCUUCCUGAGAGUUCGUCCAUUCCGAGGGAUCAUUCGAUUUGGAAAGAAAGGGAAGUUACAUCCCCGAUUUAUCGGUCCAUUCGAAGUUCUCGAACGAGUGGGCGAAGUGGCCUAUCGUCUAGCUCUGCAUCCCGAAUUGUCUAAUGUACAUAAU
This is a messenger RNA of Striga hermonthica, 721 nucleotides long. The record is from the annotation of a GenBank genome assembly. Lineage: Eukaryota; Viridiplantae; Streptophyta; Magnoliopsida; Lamiales; Orobanchaceae.